This is a messenger RNA of Pongo pygmaeus (Bornean orangutan), 5226 nucleotides long. It is a transcript of the gene TBC1D9B, whose product is annotated as TBC1 domain family member 9B. The record is from RefSeq and is a predicted model, not a curated record. Bases 98 to 3850 code for a protein of 1250 amino acids. Lineage: Eukaryota; Metazoa; Chordata; Mammalia; Primates; Hominidae. The transcript has 22 exons. Gene Ontology annotation, molecular function: calcium ion binding.
CCCCGCCCCGGCCCGCUCCGCACGCUCCGCUCUGGGACGCCGACGGCGGCGGGCGCUUCCGCCUCGCGGGCCUCGGCCCGGUGCGAGCGGCUCCGCGAUGUGGCUGAGCCCGGAGGAGGUGCUGGUGGCCAAUGCGCUGUGGGUGACGGAGCGGGCCAACCCCUUCUUCGUGCUGCAGCGACGCCGGGGCCACGGCAAGGGCGGCGGCCUUACGGGUCUUCUCGUGGGCACCCUGGACGUGGUGCUGGACUCCAGUGCCCGCGUGGCCCCUUACCGCAUCCUGCACCAGACCCAGGACUCCCAGGUCUACUGGACAGUGGCGUGUGGUUCUUCCCGCAAAGAGAUCACAAAACACUGGGAAUGGCUGGAAAAUAACUUGCUCCAGACACUGUCCAUCUUCGACAGUGAGGAAGAUAUCACCACCUUCGUCAAGGGCAAGAUACACGGGAUCAUCGCAGAAGAGAACAAGAACCUGCAGCCCCAGGGAGAUGAGGACCCUGGGAAGUUCAAGGAGGCUGAGCUGAAGAUGCGGAAGCAGUUUGGGAUGCCUGAGGGCGAGAAGCUGGUGAAUUACUACUCCUGCAGCUACUGGAAGGGCCGCGUGCCCCGGCAGGGCUGGCUGUACCUGACGGUCAACCACCUGUGCUUCUACUCCUUCCUGCUGGGGAAGGAAGUGAGCCUCGUGGUGCAGUGGGUGGACAUAACGCGUCUGGAGAAGAAUGCCACCCUGCUCUUCCCUGAGAGCAUCCGUGUGGACACCCGCGACCAGGAGCUCUUCUUCUCCAUGUUCCUCAACAUCGGCGAGACCUUCAAGCUCAUGGAGCAGUUGGCCAACCUGGCCAUGCGGCAGCUGCUGGACAGCGAGGGCUUCCUGGAGGACAAGGCCCUGCCCAGGCCCAUCCGGCCACACAGGAACAUCUCAGCCCUGAAGCGAGACCUGGACGCCCGAGCCAAGAAUGAGUGCUACCGAGCCACAUUCCGGCUGCCCAGGGAUGAGCGGCUAGAUGGCCACACAAGCUGCACCCUGUGGACGCCGUUCAACAAGCUGCACAUCCCCGGCCAGAUGUUCAUCUCCAACAACUACAUCUGCUUCGCCAGCAAGGAGGAGGACGCUUGCCACCUCAUCAUACCCCUGAGGGAGGUGACCAUUGUCGAAAAAGCUGACAGCUCCAGCGUGCUGCCCAGCCCCCUGUCCAUCAGCACCAAAAGCAAAAUGACAUUCCUGUUUGCCAACCUGAAAGACCGUGAUUUCUUGGUUCAGAGGAUCUCUGACUUUCUCCAGAAAACACCAUCCAAGCAGCCAGGCAGUAUCGGGAGCAGGAAAGCCAGUGUUGUGGACCCUAGCACAGAGUCUUCCCCAGCUCCUCAGGAGGUGUCGGAGCAGCCCGCCAGCCCAGCUUCUCCCCUCAGCAGCCGCCAGAGCUUCUGUGUGCAGGAGGUGCCAACCGCAUCCCAGGGCCUGCUCAAGCUCUUCCAGAAAAACUCGCCCAUGGAGGACCUUGGAGCCAAGGGGGCCAAGGAGAAGAUGAAAGAGGAAUCAUGGCACAUCCAUUUCUUCGAGUAUGGGCGUGGCGUGUGCAUGUACCGCACAGCCAAGACACGGGCACUGGUCCUGAAGGGCAUCCCUGAGAGCCUCCGGGGAGAGCUGUGGCUCCUCUUCUCCGGGGCCUGGAAUGAGAUGGUGACUCACCCCGGGUACUAUGCUGAGCUGGUGGAGAAGUCCACUGGGAAGUACAGCCUGGCCACAGAGGAGAUUGAGCGAGACCUGCACCGCUCCAUGCCCGAGCACCCUGCCUUCCAGAACGAGCUCGGGAUUGCUGCCCUCCGGCGGGUGCUGACUGCCUAUGCCUUCCGAAACCCCACCAUCGGCUACUGCCAGGCAAUGAACAUCGUGACCUCGGUGCUCCUGCUCUACGGCAGUGAGGAGGAGGCCUUCUGGCUCCUGGUGGCCCUGUGCGAGCGCAUGCUGCCCGACUACUACAACACCAGGGUGGUGGGAGCCCUGGUGGACCAAGGCAUCUUCGAAGAGCUCACGAGAGACUUCCUGCCACAGCUCUCGGAGAAGAUGCAGGACCUGGGGGUGAUCUCCAGCAUCUCGCUGUCCUGGUUCCUGACCCUCUUCCUCAGCGUCAUGCCCUUCGAGAGUGCCGUGGUCAUCGUCGACUGCUUUUUCUACGAGGGCAUCAAGGUGAUCCUGCAGGUGGCCCUGGCCGUCCUGGACGCCAACAUGGAGCAGCUGCUGGGCUGCAGCGACGAGGGCGAGGCCAUGACCAUGCUGGGCAGAUACCUGGAUAAUGUGGUCAAUAAGCAGAGUGUCUCUCCUCCUAUCCCACACCUCCAUGCCUUGCUGACCAGCGGCGAUGACCCCCCUGCAGAGAUGGACAUCUUUGAGCUCCUGAAAGUGUCCUAUGAGAAAUUCAGCAGCCUGAGGGCCGAAGACAUUGAGCAGAUGCGGUUUAAACAGAGGCUGAAAGUGAUCCAGUCCUUGGAGGACACGGCCAAGAGGAGUGUGGUCCGAGCUAUACCUGUGGACAUUGGUUUCUCCAUUGAAGAGCUGGAGGACCUUUACAUGGUGUUUAAGGCCAAGCACCUGGCUAGCCAGUACUGGGGGUGCAGCCGCACAAUGGCCGGCCGUCGGGACCCCAGCCUGCCCUACCUGGAGCAGUACCGGAUUGAUGCCAGCCAGUUCCGGGAACUCUUUGCCAGCCUGACACCCUGGGCCUGCGGCUCCCACACGCCUGUGCUGGCAGGGCGCAUGUUCAGGCUCCUGGACAAAAACAAGGACUCGCUGAUCAACUUCAAGGAGUUCGUGACGGGGAUGAGCGGGAUGUACCACGGGGACCUGACAGAGAAGCUCAAGGUGCUCUACAAGCUACACCUUCCCCCAGCUCUGAGCCCAGAGGAAGCCGAGUCAGCCCUGGAGGCGGCCCAUUAUUUCACAGAGGACAGCUCCUCAGAAGCAUCUCCUCUGGCCUCAGAUCUGGAUCUUUUCCUGCCCUGGGAGGCUCAAGAAGCACUACCACAGGAAGAGCAAGAAGGAAGUGGAAGUGAGGAGAGAGGAGAGGGGAAGGGGACCAGCUCUCCGGACUAUCGGCACUACCUGCGAAUGUGGGCCAAGGAGAAAGAGGCUCAGAAGGAGACGAUUAAGGAUCUUCCCAAGAUGAACCAGGAGCAGUUCAUUGAGCUGUGCAAGACGCUUUACAACAUGUUCAGUGAAGACCCCAUGGAGCAGGACCUGUACCACGCCAUCGCCACCGUGGCCAGCCUCCUGCUCCGCAUCGGAGAGGUGGGGAAGAAGUUCUCGGCCCGCACAGGCAGGAAGCCCAGGGACUGUGCCACUGAGGAGGACGAGCCGCCAGCACCCGAACCGCAUCAGGAUGCAGCCAGGGAGCUUCAGCCCCCAGCUGCAGGAGACCCCCAAGCCAAAGCAGGCGGAGACACACACCUCGGGAAAGCCCCACAGGAGACCCAGGUGGUGGUGGAGGGAGGCAGUGGCGAGGGACAGGGCUCACCCUCCCAGCUGCUGUCUGACGAUGAAACCAAAGACGACAUGUCCAUGUCCUCAUACUCGGUGGUCAGCACGGGCUCCCUGCAGUGUGAAGACCUUGCAGACGACACGGUGCUGGUGGGCGGGGAGGCCUGCAGCCCCACAGCCCGCAUCGGCGGCACCGUCGACACCGACUGGUGCAUCUCCUUCGAGCAGAUCCUGGCCUCCAUCCUGACGGAGUCCGUGCUGGUGAACUUCUUUGAGAAGAGAAUGGACGUUGGACUCAAGAUCAAGGACCAAAAGAAAGUGGAGAGACAGUUCAGCACCGCCAGUGACCAUGAGCAGCCUGGAGUUUCCGGCUGAUGCCUGCAGCUGUGAGGCCUGACCCGAGGUGUCAUCAGUGGGGCUGGCCUCAUCUCCUCCUGCCUUUUCUCCCUUAUCAGUUUCUCUUUAAAGGUGUGCCCCUCCUGCUCUCCCAGGAGCAGUGAGUUGUGAAUGGAAAGAAGGCUGGUGCAGACCCAGCUGCCUUAGACAGAUUCCCUGGGCCUGCAUCUCCUGGCGCCGGCUGCUUCUGGGCCCAGGAAGAGGCUGUGGCUCCCACCUUCCUUAUACCCGGUGGGAGCCCGCCUAGCACCAGCUGCACCUGCCUAGCGUUAGAGGCUCUCAGAUCUGCCCUUGCUUGCCUCAUACCUCUGUGCCCCGCACUGUGGCCAGGCCAGCUGAGUCCCUCCAUCCGUGGAUGCUUUCCUGCAGCUAUGUGGUACAGGGGUCAUUCCUGCCUCUUGGUACCAGGCUGGGGGGCAUGUGCUUGUUGGGCACCAAAGUGAUGGAACCCUCAGGUGCUCUCCGGGAGCCUGAACCUCCUGACUGAGGAACAUGGGCAGAACAUGUUUAUUGCACAGGGUGGGUGCUGCGCACAGGUGUGGCCGUACACAUGCUCUCAGCUCAUCAUCCUUUCCAGUAACUUUAAAAGCACAUCCCUCAGGUCCUGAUAUAUGUCCUUGGAUUCAUUUCACUUGGCUAGAAAUUACACUGUGCUCAAUGCCUUAAUAAAUCCCUGAAAGAAAUAAAACCCACUGUGUGCAAUGCCUUGCUGUGGCCCCCAACCACUGCUUAGGCCUCCCAACUUCUCCCCAGGCCAAGUACGGGGCCCUGGCUGUGUUCUGGAAGUUCAAGACACUUAGUCCUCCACAGUGGGUGGAAGAGUGCAAGGCCUGCCAGGUCAGAUGGAGAAGCAGAACCUGCUGGUGCAGGCUGGGCAGGUCCUGACCAACCUGCAUCAGGGGAUGCCCUGAGCUCCACAGGUCUUCAUGGGCAGGGGUUGUGGGUCCUGGUGAAGGAAGUGUAUCCUCAGGCCUGGGCUGUAGCAAGCUGUCUGCCCUUGGGUUCAAGACCCAGACUGUGGAGCCAAAGGUGACCGCAGGGGGCCCCAGGACUGAGCCACAAGGAUACCCUCACUUUGCAUGAGGACCUGAAACUGACCAGUGUCCAGUGUUAGCCCCCACAUGGGGCUGCUCUUGCUUCUACUAAAAGAUACAGCAGUUACCCCCUUAUCCACAGGGGAUACAGUGGAUAUCUAAAACCAGACCCCCAGUGGAUGUCUAAAACCGCAGAUAAUAACAAACCUUAUACAUACUGUUUUUUCCUAUACAUACAUACCUGUGAUUAAGUUUAUGAAUUAAGCACCUUAAGAGAUUGACAACAAUAACUAAUAAUAAAAUGUAACGGUUAUACUGUAA